UCCAAGGAGAACAAAGAACCUCCUACCAAAGUUGAAAUGUAUCUAGUUACUCGGAAAAGAAAAGAAGGACGUGCAUAUCAAGACGAUAACAGUAUUAGAGAAAAAAUAGCUCGAAUUGAAGAGUUGCAAUCCAGAGGAGAAAGUGGUGAAAUGUUGGAAGAAGUUAUAACUGAAUUGGGGCAAGAACGACCUGGUCGUGUGUUAUUAAUGGGGAGAGGUGUUACACCAAUUGACUUGAGAGGAAAAGGACCAUCAAAGGAUAACUAUAAAUUUCCAGAGGAGUGCAUUGAAUCCAUAAAAUCAACAUUGGAAAAAGAAGUAGAGGAGAAGUUAGAAGUAGAAAGGGCAAUAAUUGCCCAAAUGAAAGAAGAAUUAGAAGUUGAGAAGGAAAAAAUGACUAAAGAAAUUACUGAAAUGAAAGAAAAGAUGGAAGCUGAAAGUGCAACAAUGGCACAACAGAUCUUGUCAGUGCUUGUGAAUCAAAUAGCACAAGUUAACCCAACUAUGAAUGUGGAUGCACUUGGUUCAUUGAUUACAGGACUUAAUUCACUUCAAGGUGGUUCAACUGUACAAAACAACAAAAGGAUGGUGAUUGAUGAUGCUGGAAAAAGAGUAAACAUUUUAUGAUUACAGAGGAGGCUUGUGAUUUAGGCUUCUUUUGAGGACGUCUUUUAUUUAAGGACAUAAAUUCUCUUUAUUGAUUAUGAUGAGAUAUGUUAAAUGUGUUUAUGUUAAGUACUUAUUAUACAAAUUUGAAUUUCUUGACUUUGAAUUAAAAAUACUUUUGUUACAAUACA
Messenger RNA from Mangifera indica (mango), 797 nucleotides. RefSeq lists its product as uncharacterized. Lineage: Eukaryota; Viridiplantae; Streptophyta; Magnoliopsida; Sapindales; Anacardiaceae. The record is from RefSeq and is a predicted model, not a curated record. The transcript is spliced from 3 exons. The coding region runs from base 37 to 627 and encodes 196 amino acids.